Alligator sinensis (Chinese alligator) is the source of this 1443-nucleotide messenger RNA. It is a transcript of the gene CXCR5, whose product is annotated as C-X-C motif chemokine receptor 5. The record is from RefSeq and is a predicted model, not a curated record. Lineage: Eukaryota; Metazoa; Chordata; Crocodylia; Alligatoridae. Gene Ontology annotation, cellular component: membrane. Gene Ontology annotation, biological process: immune response; lymph node development; G protein-coupled receptor signaling pathway. The coding region runs from base 309 to 1427 and encodes 372 amino acids. Gene Ontology annotation, molecular function: C-X-C chemokine receptor activity. The transcript has 2 exons.
CCUUUUUGAUAUUUGCAUUGUGCAGGGAAAUACUUUGUAGCAGAGCAAAGCUACCAGAUUACAGAAACCUUUGAUUAUUCAAAACUAUACUUUAAAGAUUAUGUAAAGAAAAGACAAGAUACUAAUCUGUAGCUCAAAUAGGUCAUUCUGUGCUUCGUACUAAUUUGCAAUGCAAAACUGCAGUGCGAGGCUCUUUGUUGGUAAGGACUGGGUCCUCCUCCUUCCUUAAAUUAUUAACCCCACCCCAAAAAAGGUCUUUCAGAGCGGCUGUCAACCUGCUAGAGAGGAGACGCACUGCCUCCGAGACCAUGGGGUCCUCUGUCUACUCUAUGGACAGCGCGGAUGUGCAGAUCCUGAUGGAGAUGAGCGGCUACGGCGACGCUGAAAACACCACCAAUGACUUAGACAACUAUUUGUGCCCUGAGUCAAGCUCGUCACAGACUAACGAAGCUGCAAACAUGUUCAGAAAGAUCUUCAUGCCCCUCAUUUACCUGCUGAUGUUCCUCCUGGGGACCAUGGGCAACGCCCUGGUCCUGGCCAUCCUGGAGCGCUGCAAGCGUUCCCGCACCACCACAGAGAGCUUCCUCUUCCACCUGGCCCUGGCGAACAUGGUGCUGGUGCUCACCUUCCCCUUCAGCGUGAUUGAGAACUUGGCUGGCUGGAUCUUCGGGACAUUUCUCUGCAAAGUUCUCAGCGCUGUGCACAAGAUCAACUUCUACUGCAGCAGCAUCCUGCUGGGCUGCAUCGGGGUGGACCGCUACCUAGCCAUCGUGUACGCCAUCCACACCUACCGGAGGCGCAGGGCCAGGGCCAUCCACAUCACCUGCACAGCCAUCUGGGUCUUCUCGCUGGUGCUGACCUUGCCCGACCUCAUUUUCAUGGAGGUCUGGAAAGACCCCAACAACCGCAGCAUCUGCUACUUCCCACAGAUGGGGAUUCACGGCAACGACAUGUGGCUGGCCACCCGCUUUCUGUACCACAUCGUGGGUUUCUUCAUGCCCUUGCUAGUCAUGUGUUACUGCUACGCAGCCAUUGUCAGGACCCUGUGCCAGUCGCAGCGGCUGCAGAGGCAGAAGGCCGUGCGAAUUGCCAUCCUGGUCACAGGCGUGUUCCUGCUCUGCUGGAGCCCGUACCACAUCGUCAUCUUCCUGGACACGCUGACCAAGCUGGGCGUGCUCUCAAAGGACUGCCUGGUGGAGGAGCAGCUGAGCACCAGCAUCCUGGUGACAGAGGCCAUCGGCUUCACACAGUGCUGCCUCAACCCCAUCCUGUACGCCUUUGUGGGAGUCAAGUUUCGCAACGACUUCUUCCGGAUCCUGCAGGAGCUGGGCUGCAUCAGCCACGAGACCCUGCAGGAGAUCCUGGACGUGACAAGGAAGGGCAGCGGGGUUGAGUCCGACAACACCACGUCCAUCUCCACCUUCUGAUGAGGAUGUGGGCGCG